Molecule: messenger RNA, 1371 nt
Organism: Cutaneotrichosporon oleaginosum
Lineage: Eukaryota; Fungi; Basidiomycota; Tremellomycetes; Trichosporonales; Trichosporonaceae
Biological process (GO): tRNA transcription by RNA polymerase III
Cellular component (GO): RNA polymerase III complex
Molecular function (GO): DNA binding
Source: RefSeq, a predicted model, not a curated record
AUGGUGCCCUCGCGCUCCGGCUCCGGCCCAUCUGGCCCCCCAUCCCGGCCCAUCACUCCCGGCCCGUCAACAGGGGAAGCGGCGGCGCCCGCGCGCCUCAAGUUCAAGCCCAAGAUGCCUAUUCGGCGCGCUGCCGCCGAGCCCGAAGUCAAGGUCGAGCCUGUCGCUAUGCGCGGUGGGCGCGGCCGUGGCGUCGGCGUCAUGCGAGGACGAGGCGCGCCGCGCGGUCGUGGCGGUGCUCGUGGCGCUGCGCCACUGGUGACGGUCGCAGCCGGCCCGUUCGGCGGAACCCGUCCUGCUGGAGUGAUCCGCCGCGUGAUCCCGCCACCACCCCCCCGCAACUUCAUGGCCGACGUAACGAGCGCCGAAGUCUACUCGGACAACGAGGAAGGCCCGUCGCGCGGCGGCGGCGUCAUCGACAUCGAGGCGGUGAGCGGGCUCGGCGAGAGCGCACCGACGAGCGUGUAUCGCGAGCGCGACUUGGAUGGCGGCAAGGCCAAGGCGAAGGCCGCGGACAAGGCGAAGCUGAAGGAAAUGAAGCGGCGGAAGAAGGCAGCGCGCGCAGCGCGCGAAGCACACCUCUCGUCGGGCGUCGCCGCCCCGCGGAUAAAGGACGAGCCGGUGUCGCCGUCCGCGGCGCUUCCGCACCUGCCGGAGGUGCGGCACGGGGACAGCAUGAUGGCUGCGGACCUCGAGCAGGACCGGGACGCGCAGGCGCGCCGCCUCGAGGCUCCCGGUAUGUCGCGCGAGAUCAGCGGCGUCAGCACGCUGUCGGAGACGCCGGAUGUGGACGCGGCCAACGCGCUCGACCUCAGCGAGAGCGAGGACGAGGAGUACGAGGAGGAUAUGGAGGGCGACUUCGUCUUCGUCCCCGGGCUGGAUAACCCCGAGGACAAGCUAUUCACUUUCCAGUUCCCGAGCAUGUUCCCGCGGUUCACGAGUCGUGAGCAGGUGCCCGAAGAGGACAAGGAGAAGAAGGAGGAGGUCAAGCCAACACUGGCGGCGCGUAAGGCCAAGAAGCUCCUGCCGCCGCCGGAGGGGCGUGUUGGCACGCUCUGUGUGAUGAAGAGCGGCAAGGUCAAGCUUGUGCUCGGCGAGGGCGAGCAGGCGAUUGUGAUGAAUGUCAACGCCGGUGUGCCCUCGACUUUCCUAACGCAGCUUGUGCACGUCGACAGCAAGAAGCACUCCACGACGGUGCUCGGCGAAGUGCACAAGAGCUACACGGUCAUGCCGGACGUCGAGCGCCUGCUGGACCAGCUGUUCCUGAACGGCGGCGAGACGCCCGGCGACCGUGAGCGCGCCGCGCAGCGCGAAGCGCGGCGUCUGGCGGCCGAGCGCGGCCUCGUCAAGAUGGAGCCGAGCUCGCCAUGA